AUGGUUCUUCAGUUCAAGACAAAUGGCUUUAACUGCUAUGGCGUUGCCUUCAGUCCACAUCACCCGCGAAGACUGGGCUGUGUUUCGGCGCAGAACUACGGCAUCGCCGCUGAGUACGGGAGUUUGCCGCUGGGUAACAUACUGAACACAACGAGUGAAAGCCAACCAAACAUCGUGUGGACGGUUAGCGCCAAUGGCUUCAUAUAUGUCUGGGAGUUGAGCAGCGCUUCCACUGAUCGGCCCAUUUGUGCCCUAAGAGGUCAUAAUCAGGAGAUCUAUUCAAUCAAUUGGUCGCCGCGAGUGUUCGACACUCAGUACGUGUUGACCGUAUCGUCCGAUAUGUCAUCUAAGGUAUGGGACGCGUCGACCGCACAACCGAUCCACGCAUUUGUAGGCCACGAAAGCAUUGUAUACUGCGGUCAGUGGUCGCCAUUCAUCGCCAAUACGUUUGCCACCGCUUCCGGUGACUCGACACUCAAGAUCUGGUCAUUAAAACAAAGCCAACCGAUGCUUAACAUAAGCCAAGGCCAGAGUGAAAUACUGUCGUGUGAUUGGAAUAAAUUCAAUCAAUUCCUGAUCACAACGAGUGAUACAAACGGUUUGAUCAAUGUUUGGGACAUCAGAGCACCGCUUCAUCCGAUGCACACACUCUCCGGUCACACAAAAGCCGUCAAAUGUGUCAAAUUCUCGCCACACAGAGAUUCAGUGAUCGGAUCCACUUCUUAUGACAUGACCACUCGCUUGUGGGACAUCAACACAAACAAUGGACUGGUCUUCACAUCGCAGGCGCACACGGAGUUCGUGUUUGCUCUGGACUUCAAUCGUCAUGUUAUUGACCAAAUGGCCGAUUGUUCGUGGGAUCAGUUCGUUAAUGUCUUCUCAUAUUCAUCACAAUAUAAUACCAGAAACCAGUUGUAAAGACAUUCCUUAAAUACCAUUUAU
Messenger RNA from Medioppia subpectinata, 942 nucleotides. Lineage: Eukaryota; Metazoa; Arthropoda; Arachnida; Sarcoptiformes; Oppiidae. The record is from the annotation of a GenBank genome assembly.